Molecule: messenger RNA, 24842 nt
Organism: Coregonus sp. 'balchen'
Lineage: Eukaryota; Metazoa; Chordata; Actinopteri; Salmoniformes; Salmonidae
Source: the annotation of a GenBank genome assembly
AUGACGGCGCGUCUCUUUGUUGGUCCACAGCGGCAGCUGCGCUCAUGUUGAUGUAGCUAGCUACUCUCUUCACGGAAAUAUUUCGUCUCUUGUUUCAUUGCGGCCUGUACACAUUCUCGUAUCUAGCGUUUGUAUCAUACCUUGUCACGAUAUCAAAUUAACCGAGUAAUGGACUCAGACGAGGGGUACAAUUAUGAAUUCGACGAGGAGGAAGAGGAAUGCAGCGAAGACAGCGCUGAGGAGGAUCCCGAAGACGACACCCUGGAAGUGGAGUUGGAUGACCCUGUUGUGGCCGGUGGAGAGCGAGAUGAAUGUGGGGAGACCGGGGGCAGUGGACUAGGGCCCGGUCAAGAUGAGGAGGACUAUCGGUUCGAGGUUCUGACUGCUGAACAAAUCCUUCAGCAUAUGGUCGAGUGUAUCAGGGAGGUCAAUGAUGUCAUCCAGGUAAGGUGAAGGAAAGGCCGAGGAUGUUGGGUCUCGGUAGGCCGCAACUUGUAAAACGUAAACAGCUAGUUAGUUACCAAGUUAGUUUACUGCCCACCACAAACAAUCGUAGGUAACGGUAAGCCUCAACGCCUGUUAGCUUGUUUGCUAGCUAACGUUAGCUAGUUAGCUAGCUACAAACUAACGCUAGUAACGUUACCUUAGCUUAGGUACUGUAGCUAAGUUACUCCGACUUCCAAUUUAACAAACUACUGUAGCUAACAAGCUAGCUAAAUUAACGUUAUCUGUCUAGGGAAGCUGCCAAUUUCAGUUUGGUCAACUAACGUUAGCUAGUUAGCUAACGUUAACUAGUUCACAAACGUUAGCUAACGAACCAAUAACGUAUGUCUCUUGAAUGACUAGGGCGCCUGGCUCAGCAAGAUAAGCGAGUUGUCAGCUCUGCCAAGAUGCUGACCCAACUAACUACAGUAAAGAUUUAAUGAAAAUAACUGUAAGACACAUCCAGACAACCUAGCUAGUUUGGCUAGUCAUCUUUGUCAUUCCCUUGUUAGACAAGUUAGCUACCUGAUAUCUAUUACAACACUGCUAUCAACGUAUUCAGCCAUUUCUCUACUUUUAUGGCACCAACAUGGCGAAAUAGCUACAGAGCAAUCUAGUUGACGUGAAAUCCUAUCAGCCCCCUAUGUCCAUAGUUUCACCUGGAUUAUAGCUAGCCACCUAGCUAGCUAUCUUACUUUCCACUGUGUCUGAUUUUGAGGCCUGUGCGCCUGAAACAACAUGGCCGAACCUUGAUUCCCACUUCUGUCAGCCAGUGAGUUUGUCUGCAAUGAAUUGCAGAUUUUUAUGAUUCCUAUUAUUAGACACACAUUUUGAACAAUAAUAGCCUAGAUCUUAUUUGUCGUAUGACUUACAUGACCGUACUGCUAGUUACCGUUUAGUGUUGUCUAAUCCUAUGCUAAAUAGCUAUGUAGGUGGCUGUCUUUUAAAAGUUGUGAAGUUUCCUGAGGCCAAAUAAAUGUGUAUUUUGCCUCCUAAUUUUUGCUACUCUUCUCUAGAACCCUGCAACGAUAACAAGAAUACUUCUUAGUCACUUCAACUGGGACAAAGAGAAACUGAUGGAAAGGUUAGUUGUGACAUUGGCUCUUGUGUGAUUUGUUGUGAACUCAUUGUAAAACAGGGUCAUCUUCUUGGCAGUAUUUCUACCAUCAUUCUGUUAGUUAGGAGGUCUGUUGAAUGGCCAUGGUCUGGUAUUAAAUAUACAUAAGAAUAGACUGCAUUACACUAGGAAAUUGAAUUGAUCUGGCACAGGGUUAGCCUUUGUCUUGGUGCUUUAGUUUGGCUGUGAUUUAUUGCCUUUGUAAGUAACCAUUUGCUAUAGCAUUACCUAAAGAUGCUCCUGUUGUAGCACAGGAGGUUGGUGACACCUUAAUUGGGGAGGACGGGGCUCGUGGGAAUGGCUGGAGCAGAAUCAGUGGAAUGGUAGCAAAUACGUCACACAUUUGAUGCCAUUCCAUUCGCUCCAUUCCAGCCAUUAUUAUGAGCCGUCCUCCCCUCGGCAGCCUCCACUGUAUUGUAGUGCAUAAAACACCUCUCAAUAAAGUAGCUUGUUUCCCAGCCAGUGAUGACAUUUCCCCUCUCGCUAGGUAUUUUGAUGGGAACCUUGACAAAUUGUUCUCGGAAUGCCAUGUCAUCAACCCCAGUAAGAAGUCGAGGACACGGCUGAUGAACACGAGGUCCUCUGCUCAGGACCUUCCCUGUCAGAUCUGCUACCUGAACUACCCAAACUCGGUCAGUACCCUACUCUGAACCCUAGCCCAUACCUGCAGGUUCUAGUAGUGUAGCUCUGAACUACCCAAACUCAGUCAGUAUCCUGCUCUGAGGGGAAAGACACAACCCCUAGGCAUGAAGGGAAACACUUAACUCCUAGCCCCUACCCACUAGACACUGGUGUAGAUCUGAAAAGAUCAGGACAUGCUCGGGCUGGGAAUUGCCAGGGACCACACGAUACAAUAUUAUCACCAUACUUAGAUACUGAUACGUUAUGUAUUGCGAUUCGAUACUGCGAUUUUAUUGCUAUUUCAUGUUCCUAACAUAUUGCUCACUAUAUGUGUGCUGCAGAGAGACGAGAGCAUGAGAAAAUGAUUUUUGAUCAGUCAUGGAAAUAAAAGUGCUGAAAACACGUUGGCUCACUAUUUUAAAAAAUAAGAUGGAGAACCAGCUAUAGGAUGAAAAAUACCAGAGAUUUGGGCAGGUACAGCCGACUAGCGCUAGCAAAUGCUACCUAGCAAAAAAAAAAUGUAUGUAGUCAAAGUAUCAAUUAUAAUAUCGUGAUAUGUAACUGUAUCGAUUCCCCAUCACUAGGACAUUCCCUGUCAGCCCUUCUACCUGAACUACCCAAACUCGGUCAGUACUCUGAAGGGAAACACAUAACCCCUACACCCUAUCCACUAGCCAGUAGUGUACAUCUGAAAGGAUCAGGACAUGCCCUGUCACAACUACCCAAACUCGGUCACUAUUCUCGAAAGAAGAGAGACGACCCCUAACCCUUACCCACUAGAGUAGGAAAUAUUGGGGACAGGUAUUAACACUGUGGCUGUGCUGCACUUUGACCUCCUCCUCAAGUCUCCACCAGUGUUUAGGGGGUAUUUCUGUCAACGUCCUCAGGUCUCCACCCGUGUUUAGGGGGUAUUUCUGUCAACCUCCUCAGGUCUCCACCCGUGUUUAGGGGGUAUUUCUGUCAACCUCCUCAGGUCUCCACUAGUGUUUAGGGGUUAUUUCUGUCAACCUCCUCAGGUCUCCACCCGUGUUUAGGGGGUAUUUCUGUCAACCUCCUCAGGUCUCCACCAGUGUCUAGGGUAUUUCUGUCAACCUCCUCAGGUCUCCACCAGUGUCUAGGGUAUUUCUGUCAACCUCCUCAGGUCUCCACCAGUGUCUAGGGUAUUUCUGUCAACGUCCUCAGGUCUCCACCAGUGCCUAUGGGGGGUAUUUCUGUCAACUUCCUCAGGUCUCCACCAGUGCCUAUGGGGGGUAUUUCUGUCAACUUCCUCAGGUCUCCACCAGUGCCUAUGGGGGGUAUUUCUGGGCUGUAGUUUAGUCCCCCUAGAUUGAGAUCACAAAGUAGCCUUUACAUGAUUUGGCAAUAAAUCCCCCUUGUACAGGCUGACAAUGUUGCCCUAAGCAAGUGUAUUGGUACCAAGCCUCAGCAGAAGAUGUAGUGGAAUAGUGUAUUGGUAUCAAGCCUCAGCAGAAUAUGUAGUGUAAUAGUGUAUUGGUACCAAGCCUCAGCAGAAGAUGUAGUGGAAUAGUGUAUUGGUACCAAGCCUCAGCAGAAGAUGUAGUGGAAUAGUGUAUUGGUACCAAGCCUCAGCAGAAGAUGUAGUGGAAUAGUGUAUUGGUACCAAGCCUCAGCAGAAUAUGUAGUGUAAUAGUGUAUUGGUACCAAGCCUCAGCAGAAGAUGUAGUGGAAUAGUGUAUUGGUACCAAGCCUCAGCAGAAGAUGUAGUGGAAUAGUGUAUUGGUACCAAGCCUCAGCAGAAGAUGUAGUGUAAUAGUGUAUUGGUACCAAGCCUCAGCAGAAGAUGUAGUGGAAUAGUGUAUUGGUACCAAGCCUCAGCAGAAGAUGUAGUGGAAUAGUGUAUUGGUACCAAGCCUCAGCAGAAGAUGUAGUGGAAUAGUGUAUUGGUACCAAGCCUCAGCAGAAUAUGUAGUGUAAUAGUGUAUUGGUACCAAGCCUCAGCAGAAUAUGUAGUGUAAUAGUGUAUUGGUACCAAGCCUCAGCAGAAGAUGUAGUGGAAUAGUGUAUUGGUACCAAGCCUCAGCAGAAGAUGUAGUGGAAUAGUGUAUUGGUACCAAGCCUCAGCAGAAUAUGUAGUGGAAUCGCUACAUGACUGAAACAUCGUCUUCCUCCCCCACAGUACUUCACUGGCCUGGAGUGUGGACACAAGUUCUGCAUGCAGUGUUGGGGGGACUACUUGACUACCAAAAUCAUCGAGGAGGGGAUGGGGCAGGUAGGCGCCACAAACACCUUUUUUGCUUAACCAGGAAAAAUACCCUUAAGGUAAGAAACCCUUAGUGGGCGGGGCCUGGCAAGAGGUCAGCAGGAAGUAGUCAAGAAAGCAAUGCAAUAGCACAGACAAAACAGUAAAAUAAUUACCUGUGUGUAUCAUCACAAUGGACUCAGGAAAAGCAAUCAAUGGGCUUUUGUUGAGAUGUGUAAAAUCUCACCAUGUUUACUUUCUCUUUCUUUAAAAAAAGACUAUUUCCUGCCCUGCUCACAGCUGUGAUAUAUUGGUGGACGACAACACAGUCAUGUAAGUGUCACGUCGCUGUCGCUUUGCCUCCCACAGCAGGUAGCCUAGCCGUUAGAGCGCUGGGCCAGGAACUGAAAGGUCGCUGGUUCCAAUAUCCGCGCCGGCAAGAUGAAAAAUCUGUCUGUGGCCUUGAGCAAGACACUUAACCCUAAUUUGUUUCCAGGGGCUCCGUACUACUAUGGCUGACCCUGUAAAACAACACAUUUCACUGCACCUAUCCGCUCUGACAAUAAAGCAUUUUUUAUUAUUGUUAAGUUUCAACAUGUUCUACACUGUGCUAGUUCUACACUGUGCUAGUUCUACACUGUGCUAGUUCUACACUGUGCUAGUUCUACACUGUGCUAGUUCUACACUGUGCUAGUUCUACACUGUGCUAGUUCUACACUGUGCUAGUUCUACACUGUGCUAGUUCUACACUGUGCUAGUUCUACACUGUGCUAGUUCUACACUGUGCUAGUUCUACACUGUGCUAGUUCUACACCAGGGUUGCCCAACCCUGUUCCUGGAGAGCUACCCUCCUGUAGGUUUUUGCUCCAACCCCAGGUGUUACUAACCUGAUUCAUCUUUAUCAACCGGCUUGUAAAAACCUACAGGUCUGUAGCUCUCCAGUAACAGGGCUGGGCAGUCCUGCCCUACCCACUGCUUGUUCUGUGGGAGAUAGCUGGUUUUGUAUUUGUCCAAAUCCACUCCCUGAAUUUGCUUUUGAAAAGCUGUUCUUUUCCUGUAGGAGACUAAUCACAGAAUCCAAGGUCAAGCUGAAGUACCAACACUUGAUUACCAAUAGUUUUGUAGAGGUAAGAUGUGUCAUGUUCUUCAUUGAUCAAAUAUACAGCAAAAAUGUUAUAUCAAGAUGAUGUCUGUACAAAACAAUGAAGCAAUUUUACACGUGGGCCUAAAUAUCAAAUUCGUUCUUCAGAUGUCGUUAGAUGAGCUUGCUUGUUUGGGAAAAGAGGGUUAUGGCGUGUGUUCCUUCUGCUAGUAUCAGCUUCUCAUCUUCCUGACUCCUCUCCUCUCGUCCUCAGUGCAAUCGACUGUUAAAAUGGUGCCCAGCGCCAGACUGCCAUCACGUAGUCAAAGUCCAGUACCCAGAUGCCAAGCCUGUGAGAUGCACAUGUGGCCGUCAGUUCUGGUAAGAGACAGCCACACUAUGACUACAUUCCCUGUUUUAUUGGUUUGGUUGUGUAUCACACAUUCUCUGGCAUGCAGAGGGCAUCAAACGCCAAUAAUUACACAGAGACUUCUUGAUUAUUAACACACUGUAAAAGGAUUGUAACCAAGAUCUCUCAGAACGCAUGAUGAUAUCUCUCUUGCAAUUGUCACACAAAGGGAAUCUUAAAAUGCAUUGAUAUUUGGUUACAUGUGGAUCCUGAUUUCUACCCAAUCGUUGCAGCUUCAAUUGUGGUGAGAACUGGCAUGAUCCCGUCAAGUGUAAGGUAUGUCACAACGGAGUCUAAAUUCAACCCUCCCUCCCUCCCUGUCAGUGGUAGUGUGAUAGUGGUUGGCCCUGUCCACAAAAACAACCCCAUAUACACUUCAUGUACUGUAGAUCUGAUAGGAUAGGUGGUAGUAGCUUCACCUUAUCCUCUGAUAGGAUAGGUGGUAGUAGCUUCACCUUAUCCUCUGAUAGGAUAGGUGGUAGUAGCUUCACCUUAUCCUCUGAUAGGAUAGGUGGUAGUAGCUUCACCUUAUCCUCUGAUAGGAUAGGUGGUGGUAGCUUCACCUUAUCCCCUGAUAGGAUAGGUGGUAGUAGCUUCACCUUAUCCUCUGAUAGGAUAGGUGGUAGUAGCUUCACCUUGUCCCCUGAUAGGAUAGGUGGUAGUAGCCUUGUCCCCUGAUUGGAUAGGUGGUGGUAGCCUUGUCCCCUGAUAGGAUAGGUGGUGGUAGCCUUGUCCCCUGAUUGGAUAGGUGGUAGUAGCCUUGUCCCCUGAUUGGAUAGGUGGUGGUAGCCUUGUCCCCUGAUUGGAUAGGUGGUGGUAGCCUUGUCCCCUGAUAGGAUAGGUGGUGGUAGCCUUGUCCCCUGAUAGGAUAGGUGGUAGUAGCUUCACCUUAUCCUCUGAUAGGAUAGGUGGUAGUAGCCUUGUCCUCUGAUAGGAUAGGUGGUAGUAGCCUUGUCCCCUGAUAGGAUAGGUGUAGUCCAGGGUUUCCGUUAGCCGGUAAUAGCCGGCUUUUGACACCCCAAAAAAUCUGAAUAGCCGAUAAAUAAAAUAAGCGCCUGCCAAUUGUCCGGGAGAAAGAAAAAAAUCCCUUGGUGAAAUAAUGCAUUUUAGCCUCUUCAUUGAUUGAAAUACCAGUUGAUGUAACGCUACAACUGCUUAUUGUUGCUGCUGGAAUGAAACAUGCUUUAAUAAGCCCAAUUAUUGCGCAACAUUGUUUUUUUUUUUGUUUUUUUACAACAACAACAAAAAAUGGCCACAAUUUAAACAAAGACCUACUAUUUUUAUUUCUCAAGUGGUAAUUGAAGCACGCUUCCUAUUCCCCAUUCAAGUGCGUAGGCAACUAGGCAGGCUUCAGCACGUCACACACCACAUUGCAAUGAGCUGGAGGUGCUCCUGAGUGGCGCAGUGGUCUAAGGCACUGCAUCGCAGUGCUAGCUGUGCCACUAGAGAUCCUGGUUCGAAUCCAGGCUCUGUCGCAGCCGGCCGCGACCGGGAAACUCAUGGGGCGGCGCACAAUUGGCCCAGCGUCGUCCAGGGUAGGGGAGGGAAUGGCCGGCAGGGAUGUAGCUCAGUUGAUAGAGCAUGGCGUUUGCAACGCCAGGGUUGUGGGUUGGAUUCCCACGGGGGGCCAGUAUAAAGAAGAAGAAAAAAUUAAACAGAACAAAGGGGGAAAAAACAAAAAUAAAGAAAUACAAAAAAAAUACAAAAAAAGAAAACACAAAUGUAUUCACUUAACUGUAAGUCGCUCUGGAUAAGAGCUUCUGCUAAAUGACUAAAAAUGUAAAUGUAGUAUGCAUGUUGAAAACGGACGCUUAAUUGUUUGAAACCUGAACGUUUUACUGCAUAUUAUGAGACAUGUCUUACCUUGCUUCAAUGUAGCCUAUAGCCAAAAUCCCACCAAACGUGCAGGCAAUUAUUUUCUAAAGAUUUCCAUAUGCCAUUGAAACCAGUGGCCUUUUUCUCUCAUUUUCUAUUGGUUUUCAAAUCAACUUUCUUUCAUUGUCCAGUAGCCAAAGGCACAAUCCUAGUCAUAUUAGCAACCCCAUGCUAGAUGUUGCAAAUUUAGAUCUCCCCUCUUUCUACAUUUCUAACGGAUAUUUUCAUCUCUGUCUCGUCAAACCGCUCAAAAUGGUGUUUUCCUGCUAAUUGCAUUAUGGAACGAGCAUUCGCACGUAGCUUGCUGCGCUUAUAAUGUGAAGAAAUACCAUAAUUUUCGGACUAUAAGCCGCGCCUUUUUUCCCAUUUUUCGACCCUGCGGCUUAUAUAAUGGUGCGGCUAAUCUAUGGAUUUUUACAGCUAACGGCCACUAGAAGACCUCCUAAAUCUAUGGAUUUUACAGGUUACAGUCCACCAACUUUAACUCUAUGGGCUCUAUGACCGGUCCGCGCCCCCCACCUUUAAGCGGCGGGCUCCAGCAGGAAAAGCUGGAGGCCGGAAAAGAGUGAGACAGGUAGCGCGCAAAAGUAAAAGUGGAACCGAGAGUGGUACGAGAGACAGAACGAGAGCAAGACAGACAGACAUUACGAGAGCGAGACAGUUUGUCUCUUUCCUGACAAUCCCCUCUGUGCACGAACCCUUACAUAUGGUAAUUAAACAUGAAAACACCUGCGGCUUAUAGUCCAGUGCGGCUUAUAUAUGUACACAUCAUUCAAUAUCAUUCAAUUUAGCUGCUGCGGCUUAUACUCCGGUGUGCCUUUAUAGUGCGGAAAAUACGGUAAUCGUUUAUCAACCUUUUUUAUGCUAAACGUUCUGAUCUGUUGCAUGAGCCUCAUUGCUUUUUAACGUUUUCUGGAUGAAGGUUUGGCCCACUGGUUGGAUGAAUAUGGAAUCUAUUGUCCCAGAGUCAGUUUGGAAUAGGCCAUUUCUUUCUCUGACAAGCUGACCAAUAGAAUAGGUCAACAUUUCUACUAUGGGGGAUAGUAGAUUGACAUACAGUGAGGGGAAAAAAGCAUUUGAUCCCCUGCUGAUUUUGUACGUUUGCCCACUGACAAAGAAAUGAUCAGUCUAUAAUUUUAAUGAUAGGUUUAUUUGAACAGUGAGAGACAGAAUAACAACAACAGAAAUCCAGAAAAACACAUGUCAAAAAUGUUAUAAAUUGAUUUGCAUUUUAAUGAGGGAAAUAAGUAUUUCACCCCUCUGCAAAACAUGACUUAGUACUUGGUGGCAAAGCCCUUGUUGGCAAUCACAGAGGUCAGACGUUUCUUGUAGUUGGCCACCAGGUUUGCACACAUCUCAGGAGGGAUUUUGUCCCACUCCUCUUUGCAGAUCUUCUCCAAGUCAUUAAGGUUUCGAGGCUGACAUUUGGCAACUCGAACCUUCAGCUCCCUCCACAGAUUUUCUAUGGGAUUAAGGUCUGGAGACUGGCUAGGCCACUCCAGGACCUUAAUGUGCCUCUUCUUGAGCCACUCCUUUGUUGCCUUGGUCGUGUGUUUUGGGUCAUUGUCAUGCUGGAAUACCCAUCCACGACCCAUUUUCAAUGCCCUGGCUGAGGGAAGGAGGUUCUCACCCAAGAUUUGACGGUACAUGGCCCCGUCCAUCGUCCCUUUGAUGCGGUGAAGUUGUCCUGUCCCCUUAGCAGAAAAACACCCCCAAAGCAUAAUGUUUCCACCUCCAUGUUUGACGGUGGGGAUGGUUUUCUUGGGGUCAUAGGCAGCAUUCCUCCUCCUCCAAACACGGCGAGUUGAGUUGAUGCCAAAGAGCUCCAUUUUGGUCUCAUCUGACCACAACACUUUCACCCAGUUCUCCUCUGAAUCAUUCAGAUGUUCAUUGGCAAACUUCAGAUGGGCCUGUAUAUGUGCUUUCUUGAGCAGGGCGACCUUGCGGGCGCUGCAGGAUUUCAGUCCUUCACGGCGUAGUGUGUUACCAAUUGUUUUCUUGGUGACUAUGGUCCCAGCUGCCUUGAGAUCAUUGACAAGAUCCUCCCGUGUAGUUCUGGGCUGAUUCCUCACCGUUCUCAUGAUCAUUGAAACUCCACGAGGUGAGAUCUUGCAUGGAGCCCCAGGCCAAGGGAGAUUGACAGUUCUUUUGUGUUUCUUCCAUUUGCGAAUAAUCGCACCAACUGUUGUCACCUUCUCACCAAGCUGCUUGGCGAUGGUCUUGUAGCCCUACAAUCUUGUCCCUGACAUCCUUGGAGAGCUCUUUGGUCUUGGCCAUGGUGGAGAGUUUGGAAUCUGAUUGAUUGAUUGCUUCUGUGGACAGGUGUCUUUUAUACAGGUAACAAGCUGAGAUUAGGAGCACUCCCUUUAAGAGUGUAAUGUAAUCUCAGCUCGUUACCUGUAUAAAAGACACCUGGGAGCCAGCAAUCUUUCUGAUUGAGAGGGGGUCAAAUACUUAUUUCCCUCAUUAAAAUGCAAAUCAAUUUAUAAAAUGUUUGUAGUGGUGGUGGUUAUACUAGUGAUGGUGUAGUGGUGGUUAUACUCCUGUGUGCAAACCUGGUGGCCAACUACAAGAAACGUCUGACAUCUGUGAUUGACAACAAGGGUUUUGCCACCAAGUACUAAGUCAUGUUUUGCAGAGGGGUCAAAUACUUAUUUCCCUCAUUAAAAUGCAAAUCAAUUUAUUUUGUUAUUCUGUCUCUCAAUGUUCAAAUAAACGUACCAUUAAAAUUAUAGACUGAUAAUGUCUUUGUCAGUGGGCAAACGUACAAAAUCAGCAGGGGAUCAAAUACUUUUUUCCCUCACUGUAGGCUAGUGAUUUUGCUGUUCGUUACUCGUCUUGUUGGCAGAGGAAAAGUAAAUUUGGGCAAUUAUUCUAACAUAGGCAGCGUGUGGGUUUCAAGUUUGGGAAAACUCAUUUUCACCAUAAAAAUGCACCUUUAUAAUAAAGCAUUCCAUGCAUCCUUGCAUUUGCAGACUUAUUUAUGUAAGACCCUACUAUGGGCCUCCCGAGUGGCGCAGCGGUCUAAGGCAGUGCUAGAGGCGUCACUACAGAUCCAGGUUCGAUCCCAGGCUGUGUCGCAGCCUGCCGCGACCGGGAGACCCAUGAGGCGACGCACAAUUGGCCCAGCGUCGUCCGGGUUAGGGGAGUGUUAGGCCGGCCCGGGAUGACCUUGUCCCAUCGCGCUCUAGCGACUCCUGUGGCAGGCCGGGCGCAUGCUGUUGUACGGCGUUUCCUCCGACACAUUGGUGCGGCUGGCUUCCGGGUUAAGCGAGCACUGAGUCAAGAAGCAGUGCGGCUUGGCAGGGCCGUGUUUCGGAGGAAGUAUGGCUCUCGACCUUCGCCUCUACCGAGUCCGUACAGGAGUUGCAGCGAUGGGACAAGACUGUAACUACCAAUUUGGAUAUCACGAAAAAGGGGUAAAAAGUACAACAACAAAAAAAUGAGCCUACUAUUCCUAAUGUGAUGAUUAGAUUGGAUAGUCAUAAUUUAGGCUAAUAAUAUAACUCAAUCACUGUUCGUAAAACAUAAUGUUAAAUGCAGCAUGUAGUGGCUUAGAGUAGGCUAGGCUAUAUCAGAUAGCAUUCCUUUCUUUACACCAGAAAAUGUUGGCCUUUUUUUAAAAAACACAUUUCAUGCAAUUCUACUACACUUUAUAUCACUGGAGACAUUAGCAGAAUAUUUUUUUAAUACAACAAAAAUUACAGGGUAGCCUACUCUGCUGCCACUGACAAACCGAUCAAUAAACACGACGUUGUCGGUUCCAUAUAAUCGCCCUACGAAAAGAGACACAAAUACAAUAUGACGUCAAUCUAACCUGGAGAAGGAAAUUAUCGUCCAAAAACAAACAAAAGUGGCACUGACCCAAUGAUAAAGACAGUGAAUAUGCACUCACCGGGGAUAUGGCUGAUGUUCUCCGCUGGUGCCAAUAAGACUUUUCACUCAAUUAAGUUCAGAAUUUUGAGAACUAAAAGACAGAUUGGAGUCUUUUCAUUAUGUUCUCUUUACAGCAAUAGCCAACUUCACCUUAUCCUCUGAUAGGAUAGGUGGUAGUAGCUUCACCUUAUCCCCUGAUAGGAUAGGUGGUAGUAGCUUCACCUUAUCCUCUGAUAGGAUAGGUGGUGGUAGCUUCACCUUGUCCUCUGAUAGGAUAGAUGGUGGUAGCUUCACCUUAUCCCCUGAUAGGAUAGGUGGUAGUAGCUUCACCUUAUCCCCUGAUAGGAUAGGUGGUAGUAGCUUCACCUUAUCCUCUGAUAGGAUAGGUGGUAGUAGCUUCACCUUGUCCUCUGAUAGGAUAGGUGGUAGUAGCUUCACCUUAUCCCCUGAUAGGAUAGGUGGUAGUAGCUUUACCUUAUCCUCUGAUAGGAUAAGUAGAGUUGUCACCAUAUUGCUUAUACCUCUAUACCUUUCAGAUCUCCACUAGUGACUAAAGGAUGGUACUGGACUAGACAUUCAUGGGUAGUGGUGCAGUGUACGUGGGAUGGUACUGGACUAGACAUUCAUGGGUAGUGGUGCAGUGUACGUGGGAUGGGACUGGACUAGACAUUCAUGGGUAGUGGUGCAGUGUACGUGGGACAGAGGUCCUGAGAUAAACACAGUUCUGCUUACUGUAUUAUAGGGACAUUAUCAAACAAAGGUUGGUGACCUUUGAACUUGUGUAUUGAAUAUCCUUUUUCUACAUGUACUUUUCAGUGGUUGAGGAAAUGGAUCAAGAAGUGUGACGACGACAGCGAGACGUCCAACUGGAUCGCAGCGAAUACAAGGGUAUUUUAUCCUAGUCUGUUUUAUGGAGGUCCAGCAGCUAGCUAUAUCAGUUGCUAGUCCUCCACGAAACCAGGAAGAUUUGGAUUUUGAGUAUCUCUUUAAGCAUUUUAGGACCGGUUUCCCAGACAUAGAUUAAGCCUAUUCCUGGACUGAAAAGCAUUCUCAGUGGUUAUUCUAGGCUUAAUCUGUGUCCUGGAAACUGGCCCUUAAAUGUUGCUCUAUAGUGCUGCGGUGUGAAUGAUGGACUGUUACUGAGCUGUCUCUCUGCUUGGCCAUCUGUCCCUCAGGAGUGCCCCAAAUGCCACGUGACCAUUGAGAAGGACGGUGGCUGCAACCACAUGGUGUGUCGGAACCAGAGCUGCAAGGCUGAGUUCUGCUGGGUCUGCCUGGGGCCCUGGGAACCACACGGCUCUGCCUGGUGGGUGGAUCUACCUCCUAAUGACUAGUACUAUUGUACUGGAAGUCUAUGGGGAUCUGCUAGCAUGCUAGUAGAUACCCAUAGACUUGCAGUCAUUGCGCUAACGCUAGUUAGCAUUGGCUUGCAAAACUACCUCUAACUUACUUCAUUCUGGAUACAGAGACAUAAAAAUGGUAUCCAUGAGUUGAUCUGACUCUGGGGGAAGUAGAUAAAGGGCUUCACUGCCAACAUCCCGAAGUGUCCCUUUAAGAUUCCUUUAUUGUCAUUUAAGGUUCAACGAAAAUUUGACUUCCGCUUUCUCCCAACGCCAGGGGGCUGGGCGCCCGUGGAGCAGUUGUUGUUGUUGGGGGGGGGGGGGGGGGGGGGGGGGGGGGUUAGGUGCCUUGAUCAAGGCCGCAACUGCAGGUGAUGGCAUCUAGGAUUGUUGCUAGCAACCCUCCCGUUAAAAAAACUAACUUCCGGACAGAUUUCCUGUCAGACCCGGGAUUCGAACUGGCAACCCUCCGGUUGCUGUCGGGUCUUGCUGUAAUAAUGAAGGAAGCUACAACCAUAUUGAACUAAAAUGUGUUUUUUUUCCUCUCACUAAUUACUUGCUCUGUUUUGUAGGUACAACUGCAACCGCUACAAUGAGGAUGAUGCCAAGGCAGCGAGGGACGCACAAGAGGUAACAGUGAGUCAUGGUGUCUUUGGUGUCCCUCACUAUAGAAUCACAACACAGUCCUGGUCUUUGUUGAAGAGCGUGUAUAAUGAUUGACAGGUCUCCUCAGUCCUGGUCUUUGUUGAAGAGCGUGUAUAAUGAUAGACAGGUUUCCUCAGUCCUGGUCUUUGUUGAAGAGCGUGUAUAAUGAUUGACAGGUCUCCUCAGAGCGUGUAUAAUGAUUGACAGGUCUCCUCAGAGCGUGUAUAAUGAUAGACAGGUUUCCUCAGUCCUGGUCUUUGUUGAAGAGCGUGUAUAAUGAUUGACAGGUCUCCUCAGAGUGUGUAUAAUGAUUGACAGGUCUCCUCAGAGUGUGUAUAAUGAUAGACAGGUCUCCUCAGAGUGUGUAUAAUGAUUGACAGGUCUCCUCAGAGCGUGUAUAAUGAUUGACAGGUCUCCUCAGAGCGUGUAUAAUGAUUGACAGGUCUCCUCAGAGCGUGUAUAAUGAUUGACAGGUCUCCUCAGAGCGUGUAUAAUGAUAGACAGGUCUCCUCAGAGCGUGUAUAAUGAUUGACAGGUCUCCUCAGAGCGUGUAUAAUGAUUGACAGGUCUCUUCAGUCCCCCAACAAUUAAUUCCUGUUAUGAUUAAGGCGUUCUCCUGGUUUAAUAUUAUUUACAGUGUAGUAGUAUGGUGUAGUGGUUAUACUAGUGAUGGUGUAGUGGUGGUUAUACUAGUGAUGGUAUAGUAGUGGUGGUUAUACUAGUGAUGGUAUAGUAGUGGUGGUUAUACUAGUGAUGGUAUAGUAGUGGUGGUUAUACUAGUGAUGGUAUAGUAGUGUUGGUUAUACUAGUGAUGGUAUAGUAGUGGUGGUUAUACUAGUGAUGGUGUAGUAGUGGUGGUUAUACUAGUGAUGGUAUAGUAGUGGUGGUUAUACUAGUGAUGGUAUAGUAGUGGUGGUUAUACUAGUGAUGGUGUAGUAGUGGUGGUUAUACUAGUGAUGGUAUAGUAGUGGUGGUUAUACUAGUGAUGGUAUAGUAGUGAUGGUGUAGUAGUGGUUAUACUAGUGAUGGUGUAGUAGUGGUUAUACUAGUGGUGGUGUAGUACUGGUUAUACUAGUGAUGGUAUAGUAGUGGUGGUUAUACUAGUGAUGGUGUAGUAGUGGUGGUUAUACUAGUGAUGGUAUAGUAGUGGCGGUUAUACUAGUGAUGGUAUAGUAGUGGUGGUUAUACUAGUGAUGGUAUAGUAGUGGUGGUUAUACUAGUGAUGGUGUAGUAGUGGUGGUUAUACUAGUGAUGGUAUAGUAGUGGUGGUUAUACUAGUGAUGGUAUAGUAGUGGUGGUUAUACUAGUGAUGGUGUAGUAGUGGUGGUUAUACUAGUGAUGGUAUAGUAGUGGUGGUUAUACUAGUGAUGGUAUAGUAGUGGUGGUUAUACUAGUGAUGGUAUAGUAGUGGUUAUACUAGUGAUGGUAUAGUAGUGGUGGUUAUACUAGUGAUGGUAUAGUGGUGGUGGUUAUACUAGUGAUGGUAUAGUAGUGGUGGUUAUACUAGUGAUGGUAUAGUAGUGGUGGUUAUACUAGUGAUGGUAUAGUAGAGUGGUUAUACUAGUGAUGGUAUAGUAGUGGUGGUUAUACUAGUGAUGGUAUAGUAGUGAUGGUGUAGUAGUGGUUAUACUAGUGAUGGUGUAGUAGUGGUUAUACUAGUGGUGGUGUAGUAGUGGUUAUACUAGUGGUGGUAUAGUAGUGGUGGUUAUACUAGUGAUGGUAUAGUAUUGGUGGUUAUACUAGUGAUGGUAUAGUAGUGGUGGUUAUACUAGUGAUGGUAUAGUAGUGGUGGUUAUACUAGUGGUGGUUAUACUAGUGGUGGUUAUACUAGUGAUGGUAUAGUAGUGGUGGUUAUACUAGUGAUGGUAUAGUAGUGGUGGUUAUACUAGUGGUGGUGUAGUAGUGGUGGUUAUACUAGUGAUGGUAUAGUGGUGGUGGUUAUACUAGUGAUGGUAUAGUAGUGGUGGUUAUACUAGUGAUGGUAUAGUAGUGGUGGUUAUACUAGUGAUGGUAUAGUAGAGUGGUUAUACUAGUGAUGGUAUAGUAGUGGUGGUUAUACUAGUGAUGGUAUAGUAGUGAUGGUGUAGUAGUGGUUAUACUAGUGAUGGUGUAGUAGUGGUUAUACUAGUGGUGGUGUAGUAGUGGUUAUACUAGUGGUGGUAUAGUAGUGGUGGUUAUACUAGUGAUGGUAUAGUAGUGGUGGUUAUACUAGUGAUGGUAUAGUAGUGGUGGUUAUACUAGUGAUGGUAUAGUAGUGGUGGUUAUACUAGUGAUGGUAUAGUAGUGGUGGUUAUACUACUGAUGGUAUAGUAGUGAUGGUGUAGUAGUGGUUAUACUAGUGGUGGUGUAGUAGUGGUUAUACUAGUGAUGGUAUAGUAGUGGUGGUUAUACUAGUGAUGGUGUAGUAGUGGUGGUUAUACUAGUGAUGGUGUAGUAGUGGUUAUACUAGUGGUGGUGUAGUAGUGGUUAUACUAGUGAUGGUAUAGUAGUGGUGGUUAUACUAGUGAUGGUGUAGUAGUGGUGGUUAUACUAGUGAUGGUAUAGUAGUGGCGGUUAUACUAGUGAUGGUAUAGUAGUGGUGGUUAUACUAGUGAUGGUAUAGUAGUUGGUGGUUAUACUAGUGAUGGUGUAGUAGUGGUGGUUAUACUAGUGAUGGUAUAGUAGUGGUGGUUAUACUAGUGAUGGUAUAGUAAGUGAUGGUGUAGUAGUGGUUAUACUAGUGGUGGUGUAGUAGUGGUUAUACUAGUGAUGGUAUAGUAGUGGUGGUUAUACUAGUGAUGGUAUAGUGGUGGUGGUUAUACUAGUAAUGGUAUAGUAGUGGUGGUUAUACUAGUGAUGGUAUAGUAGUGGUGGUUAUACUAGUGAUGGUAUAGUAGAGUGGUUAUACUAGUGAUGGUAUAGUAGUGGUGGUUAUACUAGUGAUGGUAUAGUAGUGAUGGUGUAGUAGUGGUUAUACUAGUGAUGGUGUAGUAGUGGUUAUACUAGUGGUGGUGUAGUAGUGGUUAUACUAGUGAUGGUAUAGUAGUGGUGGUUAUACUAGUGAUGGUAUAGUAGUGGGUGGUUAUACUAGUGAUGGUAUAGUAGUGGUGGUUAUACUAGUGAUGGUAUAGUAGUGGUGGUUAUACUAGUGAUGGUAUAGUAGUGGUGGUUAUACUAGUGAUGGUAUAGUAGUGGUGGUUAUACUAGUGAUGGUAUAGUAGUGGUGGUUAUACUAGUGGUGGUUAUACUAGUGAUGGUAUAGUAGUGGUGGUUAUACUAGUGAUGGUAUAGUAGAGUGGUUAUACUAGUGAUGGUAUAGUAGUGGUGGUUAUACUAGUGGUGGUGAUGUAGUGGUGGGUAUAGUAGUGGUGGUUAUACUAGUGAUGGUAUAGUAGCGGUGGUUAUACUAGUGAUGGUAUAGUAGUGGUGGUUAUACUAGUGAUGGUAUAGUUGUGGUGGUUAUACUAGUGAUUGUAUAGUAGUGGUGGUUAUACUAGUGAUGGUAUACUAGUGGUGGUUAUACUAGUGGUGGUGUAGUAGUGGUGGUUAUACUAGUGAUGGUAUAGUAGUGGUGGUUAUACUAGUGAUGGUAUAGUAGUGGUGGUUAUACUAGUGAUGCUAUAGUAGUGGUGGUUAUACUAGUGAUGGUAUAGUUGUGGUGGUUAUACUAGUGAUGGUAUAGUAGAAGUGGUUAUACUAGUGAUGGUAUAGUAGUGGUGGUUAUACUAGUGAUGGUAUAGUAGUGGUGGUUAUACUAGUGAUGGUAUAGUAGUGGUGGUUAUACUAGUGAUGGUAUAGUAGUGGUGGUUAUACUAGUGAUGGUAUAGUAGUGGUGGUUAUACUAGUGGUGGUUAUACUAGUGAUGGUAUAGUAGUGGUGGUUAUACUAGUGAUGGUAUAGUAGUGGUGGUUAUACUAGUGAUGGUAUAGUAGUGGUGGUUAUACUAGUGAUGGUAUAGUUGUGGUGGUUAUACUAGUGAUGGUAUAGUAGUAGUGGUUAUACUAGUGAUGGUAUAGUAGUGGUGGUUAUACUAGUGAUGGUAUAGUAGUGGUGGUUAUACUAGUGAUGGUAUAGUAGUGGUGGUUAUACUAGUGAUGGUAUAGUAGUGGUGGUUAUACUAGUGAUGGUAUUGUAGUGGUGGUUAUACUAGUGGUGGUUAUACUAGUGAUGGUAUAGUAGUGGUGGUUAUACUAGUGAUGUAAUAGUAGAGUGGUUAUACUAGUGAUGGUAUAGUAGUGGUGGUUAUACUAGUGGUGGUGAUGUAGUGGUGGUUAUACUAGUGAUGGUAUAGUAGUGGUGGUUAUACUAGUGAUGGUAUAGUAGUGGUGGUUAUACUAGUGAUGGUAUAGUAGUGGUGGUUAUACUAGUGAUGGUAUAGUAGUGGUGGUUAUACUAGUGAUGGUAUAGUAGUGGUGGUUAUACUAGUGAUGGUAUAGUAGUGGUGGUGUAGUAGUGAUGGUGUAGUAGUGGUGGUUAUACUAGUGGUGGUUAUACUAGUGAUGGUGUAGUAGUGAUGGUAUAGUAGUGGUGGUUAUACUAGUGAUGGUAUAGUAGUGGUGGUUAUACUAGUGAUGGUAUAGUAGUGGUGGUUAUACUAGUGAUGGUAUAGUAGUGGUGGUUAUACUAGUGAUGGUAUAGUAGUGGUGGUUAUACUAGUGAUGGUAAUAGUAGUGGUGGGUAUAGUAUGGUGGUUUAUACUAGUGGUGGUUAUACUAGUGAUGGUAUAGUAGUUGGUGGUUAUACUAGUGAUGGUAUAGUAGAGUGGUUAUACUAGUGAUGGUAUAGUAGUGGUGGUUAUACUAGUGGUGGUGAUGUAGUGGUGGGUAUAGUAGUGGUGGUUAUACUAGUGAUGGUAUAGUAGCGGUGGUUAUACUAGUGAUGGUAUAGUAGUGGUGGUUAUACUAGUGAUGGUAUAGUUGUGGUGGUUAUACUAGUGAUGGUAUAGUAGUGGUGGUUAUACUAGUGAUGGUAUAGUAGUGGUGGUUAUACUAGUGGUGGUGUAGUAGUGGUGGUUAUACUAGUGAUGGUAUAGUAGUGGUGGUUAUACUAGUGAUGUUAUAGUAGUGGUGGUUAUACUAGUGAUGGUAUAGUAGUGGUGGUUAUACUAGUGAUGGUUAUAGUUGUGGUGGUUAUACUAGUGAUGGUAUAGUAGAGGUGGUUAUAACUAGUGAUGGUAUAGUAGUGGUGGUUAUACUAGUGAUGGUAUAGUAGUGGUGGUUAUACUAGUGAUGGUAUCGUAGUGGGUGGUUAUACUAGUGAUGGUAUAGUAGUGGUGGUUAUACUAGUGAUGGUAAUAGUAGUGGUGGUUAUACUAGUGGUGGUUAUACUAGUGGUGGUUAUACUAGUGAUGGUAUAGUAGUGGUUGGUUAUACUAGUGAUGGUAUAGUAGUGGUGGUUUAUACUAGUGAUGGUAUAGUAGUGGGUGGUUUAUACUAGUGAUGGUAUAGUUGUGGUGGUUAUACUAGUGAUGGUAUAGUAGUAGUGGUUAUAACUAGUGAUGGUAUAUAGUAGUGGUGGUUAUACUAGUGAUGGUAUAGUAGUGGUGGUUAUACUAGUGAUGGUAUAGUAGUGGUGGUUAUACUAGUGAUGGUAUAGUCAGUGGUGGUUAUACUAGUGAUGGUUAGUAGUGGUGGUUAUACUAGUGAUGGUAUUAGUGGUGGUUAUACUAGUGGUGGUUAUACUAGUGAUGGUAUAGUAGUGGUGGUUAUACUAGUGAUGUAAUAGUAGAGUGGUUAUACUAGUGAUGGUAUAGUAGUGGUGGUUAUACUAGUGGUGGUGAUGUAGUGGUGGUUAUACUAGUGAUGGUAUAGUAGUGGUGGUUAUACUAGUGAUGGUAUAGUAGUGGUGGUUAUACUAGUGAUGGUAUAGUAGUGGUGGUUAUACUAGUGAUGUUAUAGUAGUGGUGGUUAUACUAGUGAUGGUAUAGUAGUGGUGGUUAUACUAGUGAUGGUAUAGUAGUGAUGGUGUAGUAGUGGUGGUUAUACUAGUGGUGGUUAUACUAGUGAUGGUGUAGUAGUGAUGGUAUAGUAGUGGUGGUUAUACUAGUGAUGGUAUAGUAGUGGUGGUUAUACUAGUGAUGGUGUAGUAGUGGUGGUUAUACUAGUGAUGGUAUAGUAGUGGUGGUUAUACUAUUGAUGGUAUAGUAGUGGUGGUUAUACUAGUGAUGGUAUAGUAGUGGUGGUUAUACUAGUGGUGGUGUAGUAGUGGUGGUUAUACUAGUGAUGGUAUAGUAGUGGUGGUUAUACUAGUGAUGGUAUAGUAGUGGAGGUUAUACUAGUGAUGGUAUAGUAGUGGUGGUAUACUAGUGGUGGUAUAGUAGUGGUGGUUAUACUAGUGAUGGUAUAGUAGUGGUGGUUAUACUAGUGGUGGUAUAGUAGUUGUGGUUAUACUAGUGGUGGUAUAGUAGUGGUGGUAUAGUAGUGGUGGUAUAGUAGUGGUGGUUAUACUAGUGGUGGUGUAGUAGUGGUGGUUAUACUAGUGAUGGUAUAGUAGUGGUGGUUAUACUAGUGAUGGUAUAGUAGUGGUGGUUAUACUAGUGAUGGUGUAGUAGUGGUGGUAUACUAGUGAUGGUUAUACUAGUGAUGGUAUAGUAGAGUGGUUAUACUAGUGAUGGUAUAGUAGUGGUGGUUAUACUAGUGAUGGUAUAGUAGUGGUGGUUAUACUAGUGAUGGUAUAGUAGUAGUGGUUAUACUAGUGAUUGUGUAGUAGUGGUGGUUAUACUAGUGAUGGUGUAGUAGUGGUGGUUAUACUAUUGAUGGUUAUACUAGUGAUGGUGUAGUAGUGGUGGUAUACUAGUGAUGGUAUAGUAGUGGUGGUUAUACUAGUGAUGGUAUAGUAGAGUGGUUAUACUAGUGAUGGUAUAGUAGUGGUGGUUAUACUAGUGAUGGUAUAGUAGUGGUGGUUAUACUAGUGAUGGUAUAGUAGUGGUGGUUAUACUAGUGAUGGUAUAGUAGUGGUGGUUAUACUAGUGAUGGUAUAGUAGUGGUGGUUAUAUUAGUGAUGGUUAUACUAGUGAUGGUGUAGUAGUGGUGGUUAUACUAGUGAUGGUAUAGUAGUGGUGCUUAUAUUAGUGAUGGUGUAGUAGUGGUGGUUAUACUAGUGGUGGUUAUACUAUUGAUGGUGUAGUAGUGGUGGUUAUACUAGUGAUGGUAUAGUAGUGGUGGUUAUACUAGUGAUGGUAUAGUAGUGGUGGUUAUACUAGUGAUUAUAUAGUAGUUGUGGUUAUACUAGUGAUGGUAUAUUAGUGGUGGUUAUACUAGUUAUGAAGAGCAUGUAUAAUGGUAGACAUAUUCUCCCAGUCCCCAGGCUUGAUUGUUGUUGUGAUUAAGAGCCAGGCGUUGUCCCCCCCCCCUCCUCCAGCGAUCCAGGGCAGCGCUGCAGCGGUACCUGUUCUACUGCAACCGCUACAUGAACCACAUGCAGUCGCUGCGCUUCGAGCACAAGCUGUACGCCGGGGUCAAGCAGAAGAUGGAGGAGAUGCAGCAGCACAACAUGUCCUGGAUCGAGGUGCAGUUCCUGAAGAAGGCCGUGGACGUGCUGUGUCAGUGUCGCUCCACACUCAUGUUCACCUACGUCUUCGCCUUCUACCUCAAGAAGAACAACCAGUCCAUCAUCUUUGAGGUAACUUUACAGCUAUAGUACUAACCCUAUAGCUAACCUAAACCCUUCUACCUCAAGAAGAACAACCAGUCCAUCAUCUUUGAGGUGAGGGAGGGUAGAGAAGGGAGAAGGGGGGGAGAGAAGGAAGGCGUGGAGAGAGUCAAGUACCGGUAUUCUAUUUAGCUUGAAGUGUUGCAGUUGCUCCAGUAACUGUUGGUACAGUUGUAGAACAGUAUCUGUGGAUGUACAGGUGGAGACAGUAAGCCGUGAUGUACAGGUGUAGACAGUAAGCCGUGAUGUACAGGUGUAGACAGUAAGCCGUGAUGUACAGGUGAGACGGGGGUAAGUGGGGCCGUGAGUGUGAGACAGGGUGGGGGUAGCCGGAUGGGGGGGGGGGGAACAGUAAGCCGUGAUGUAAGUAACAGUAGCCGUGAUGUAGGUGGAGACAGUAAGCCGUGAUGUACAGGUGAGACAGUAAGCCGUAUGUACAGGUGUAGACAUUAAGCGUGAUGUACAGGGGGCGACAGUACGCCGUGAGACAGUGGUAGACAGUAAGCCGUGAUGUACAGGUGUAACGUAAGCCGCGAUGUACAGUUGUAGACAGUAAGCCGUGAUGUACAGGUGUAGACAGUAAGCCGUGAUGUACAGGUGUAGACAGUAAGCCGUGAUGUACAGGUGGAGACAGUAAGCCGUGAUGUACAGGUGUAGACAGUAAGCCGUGAUGUACAGGUGGAGACAGUAAGCCGUGAUGUACAGGUGUAGACAGUAAGCCGUGAUGUACAGGUGGAGACAGUAAGCCGUGAUGUACAGGUGUAGACAGUAAGCCGUGAUGUACAGGUGGAGACAGUAAGCCGUGAUGUACAGGUGUAGACAGUAAGCCGUGAUGUACAGGUGUAGACAGAAAGCCGUGAUGUACAGGUGUAGACAGUAAGCCGUGAUGUACAGGUGGAGACGGUAAGCCGUGAUGUACAGGUGGAGACGGUAAGCCGUGAUGUACAGGUGUAGACAGUAAGCCGUGAUGUACAGGUGUAGACAGUAAGCCGUGAUGUACAGGUGGAGACAGUAAGCCGUGAUGUACAGGUGGAGACAGUAAGCCGUGAUGGACAGGGUGGUAGCCGUAUGACAGUAAGCCGUGAUGUACAGGUGUAGACAGUAAGCCGUGAUGUACAGUUGUAGACAGUAAGCCGUGAUGUACAGGUGGAGACAGUAAGCCGUGAUGUACAGGUGGAGACAGUAAGCCGUGAUGGACAGGUGUAGACAGUAAGCCGUGAUGUACAGGUGUAGACAGUAAGCCGUGAUGUACAGGUGGAGACAGUAAGCUGUGAUGUAUUUCUACACCUACAAGUCAAGGUCUCCUCUCUAAAGGAAAUCUUUAUUUCCACAGUUGUUGUCAUGAGUUUGAAUGCUCCAGGUAAAAAACGGCAGCACAGUUAUUCCUGUUCAUGUAGUUCUAUCAGGGCAAGUAGUGGCGCUAUACUAUACACUGAGUGUACAAAACCCAGCAGCGUUGCAGUUCUUGACACACUCAAACCGGUUCGCCUGGCACCUACUACCAUACCCCGUUCAAAGGCACUUCAAUCUUUUUGUCUUGCUCAUUCACCCUCUAAAUGGCACAUACACACAAUCCAUGUCUCAAUUGUCUCGAGGCUUAAAAAUCCUUCUUUAACCUGUCUCCUCCCCUUCAUCUACACUGAUUUUGAAGUGGGAUUUAACAAGUGACAUCAAUAAUGGAUCAUAGCUUUCACAUGGAUUCACCUGGUCAGUCUGUGUCAUGGAAAGAGCUGGUGUCCUUAAUGUUUUGUCCACUCGGUGUAUAUGCUGUGACUGAACCCACGCGGUCCUCUUUUAGAACAAUCAGGCUGACUUGGAGAAUGCCACGGAGGUUCUGUCUGGAUAUCUGGAGCGGGACAUCUCCCAGGACUCUCUGCAGGACAUCAAACAGAAAGUACAGGACAAGUACAGGUGAGUUAAAUACAUGAUAUAGAUGUCUUUAUUACAGCAGGAAGUACGGGUGAGUUAAAUACAUGAUAUAGAUGUCUUUAUGACAGCAGGAAGUACAGGUUAGUCUGCGACAGGGUAGAUGAUUUUAUAGCUCUGUGUUUUAUCUAUGAAAUUAUACCAGAUUUGUCUUUUUGUACCAGUCAGUGGUAAAUAUAUGAAAUUUGAAUGCUAACGUGGGAGGAGUAUUCUAAACAUGCCUACUAUGAGGCUGUCAUGAUCAGCGAUUAAUUUAAUCUGAAAUUGCCUCUUGUUCCAUUCUAUUUGUGUUUGUUUGUUUGUCAAGCCAAAGAUGAUUAGUUGGCUACGCUACACCUACAGCACAUAUCAGAAUGGCACCAGACUGAUUUAAAAUGACCCUUCCUACAGCACAUAUCAAUGCACCACCUGAUUUAAAUGACAUACGCACAUACAGACAGCUGAUUUAAAUGACCCUUCCUAAACAUGAAGACACAGACUGAUUAAAUGCCUUCCUACAGCACUAUAGAAGACACCACCUGAUUACACCACUACAGCACUAUCGAUUUACACAGAUAUUUAAAUGACCCUUCCUACAGCACAUAUCAGAAUGACACCAGACUGAUUUUAAAAUGACCCUUACUACAGCACAUAUCAGAACAAUGAAAAAGCCCUCUACAGACAUAUCAGAAGACACCAAUGAUUUUAAAAUGACCCUUCCUACAGCACAUAUCAGAAUGACACCAGACUGAUUUAAAAUGACCCUUUCCUACAGCACAUAUCAGAAUGACACCAGACUGAUUUUAAAAUGACCCUUCCUACAGCGCAUAUCAGAAUGACACCAGACUGAUUUUAAAAUGACCCUUUCCUACAGCGCAUAUCAGAAUGACACCAGACUGAUUUUAAAAUGACCCUUUCCUAUCCUCACCGUUUCCUGUUUGUUUUUGUUGUGUCCUCCAGAUACUGUGAGAGUCGGCGGAGGGUUCUGCUGCAGCAUGUGCAUGAGGGCUAUGAGAAGGAUCUGUGGGAGUACAUAGAAGAUUGAAGAUAGACUCUUUACUAAAAACCCCUUCUACAGACUAGAGCACUGAUGCAAUGCCACGGGGCAACACUGGUUUUCAGCUAUUGUUGCUGAUCUUCCCAAUAUUGCGUUUUUUGUUUUUUUUCUUGGGUUUUGUUUAAUGGAAAAAGUUUAUAAAUUAUAUCAAAAUAAAAAAAAAGAGGUAGAAUAUUUCAAACAUUAAUCGUACAACAGUAUUGUUUGUAGCAGAUUUGAUUGUGAGGACAAAAAAAAAAAAGAUCUCCCCACUUCUCUCAAUUGGUCACUAUUGUAACAUCACUCCCUUUCCCCAACUACUCUGUUCAGUUUUCCAGUGAGAUGUAUUUUAUUUGUUUCAUUUUAAGUACCCUUGUUUGGGACAUGGGGUUUGUGUUCAACACAGUCCAACUGUUCAAGCCAUGUUCAUUGAGUGUGGUUAGAUCCCAUUUAGGGUUGUUGAAUGUUGAUUUGCUGAUUGUAAGGUGUCAAACCAUAUGGGUUGGCAGACAAAAAGCAAAGGGAGUGCAAAAAAAAAAAAGAAGGAAACAUGUUUUUCAAUUUGUAAAUAACGCAUAUGCAUGGAACAGCAAGUGUGGCAUUUUUUUUUUUUUUUUUAAUUUUU